AUGUGGGCUCUCACCACCCAUAACGCCACUUUAACCCGGUUCGACGCGCCGGAAGACAUUCCGGAUGGAUACGCUAUUAUCUCUCAUGUCUGGACUUCUCAAGAAGACUCCUUCCAGCACGUCCAGUCGUUCAACUCUCAGGCUGCGACGCGGUCUGGAUACAACUCCCGCGACCACCUUUCAGACAAGAUGCGUAUGUUCUGCACUCUCGCCGAAAGCUACGGGUACCGUUGGGCAUGGUCCGAUACCGCAUGCAUCAACAAGGAGAGCAGCGCCGAGCUUUCCGGAGACAUCAACUCCAUGUUCAACUACUACGCCGCCGCCCAAAUCUGCUUCGUGUACCUCGCUGACGUCCCAGGCCGCAGUGAUCCUUGGCAGCCCGGCUCUUACUUUCGUCGCAGCAAGUGGCACAGACGCGGAUGGACUCUCCAAGAGCUCCUCGCUCCCGAGAUGGUCGUAUUUCUUUCUGUGGACUGGGGCGUCAUCGGCACCAAGGCAGAGCUAUCCGGGCUGCUCUCUGAGAUCACCUCGAUCCCCGAACAGAUCCUCACGUUUGAGGCGGACAUCACGGACGUCAGCAUUGCGCAACGCAUGUCGUGGGCGGCCAAGCGGAGCACAACGCGCGAAGAGGAUCAAGCGUACUGCCUUCUUGGCAUCUUCGGGAUCAACAUGCCGAUGCUUUACGGAGAAGGCGGCAAGGCAUUCUAUCGCCUCCAGGAAGAGCUCAUGCGGACGUCGAACGACACGUCUCUCUGGGCAUGGGGU
Molecule: messenger RNA, 765 nt
Organism: Epithele typhae
Lineage: Eukaryota; Fungi; Basidiomycota; Agaricomycetes; Polyporales; Epitheliaceae
Exons: 1
Source: RefSeq, a predicted model, not a curated record